Messenger RNA from Staurois parvus, 1059 nucleotides. The record is from the annotation of a GenBank genome assembly. Lineage: Eukaryota; Metazoa; Chordata; Amphibia; Anura; Ranidae.
AUGGGAAAUGAAACAACGUUUCAGGUUUGUCAUUUGAUUCCGGCUUUUCCUUCACAGAUCCCAGAGGAUGAAAACACGCACGCCCAUGAAGAAGGGAAACGCAGUGCAGUAAAACUAGGCAAGAAAUGGCGGGCGGUGAUAUCGAGGACGAUGAACAGGAAAAGCGGCAAGAUGAUGAUGAAGGCCAUGGCUGACGAGAUGGGGGAGACGGGAGAGUCUGGGUCUUUGUCUCCGACGUCUUUAGAUAGCAGUUUGGAUGGGAGCUUCCCGGGGAAACUGUCUGAUCCGGAGGACAAUCAGCACACAUCUGUCAGCAGACAGACCUCCACCGGCAGCGAGUUGUACAGCCCAUCUUAUGCCCAGAGCAACAGAGACAGCAUCAACAUAGAAAACCUUGCCCCCCCAUACACUGGACCAUUCUGCGGGAAAGCAAAGGUCCAUACUGACUUCACACCCAGUCCAUAUGAGAAGGAUUCCCUCAAACUCAGGGUAGGAGACAUCAUCAACAUCAUCGAGAAACCUCCAGUCGGAACCUGGACGGGCAUGUUGAAUAACAAGGUGGGGUCAUUCAAGUUCAUCUACGUAGAAAUCCUACCCCAGGAAACAGAGACCCCCAAAAAAGUCCGGACACAUCGGAGGAGCAAAAAAUCACAACCCAAGACACUGAAGGAGCUGCUUGAUCGUAUCAACAUGCAGGAACACAUCGCCACCCUCAUGCUGAAUGGUUAUCAGACAAUAGAGGACUUUAAGGACCUGACUGAGAGCCAUCUGCUGGAAUUGAACAUCACAGACCCUCAACACACUGUUAAACUGCUGACCGCUGCUGAAGUCCUGCUGGAUUAUGACAGAUUUCACGAUUGCUAUGUUGCAGCCACCAGCGAAUCAGAAGAGGUGACCGGGACAUCUUUAGCAGAUCAAAAUGCUCACCUUCCCCGAGACUCGGGCUGCUACGAGGGACCUGAGAAUCUUGAAAGCAGCCGUGACGAGUCUGACGGCCCCGAGGAGAGCUUGCAGAAACUGUCCUUAGAUGACGGUGAAGUGACCACUCAGGAAGGAUGA